Boleophthalmus pectinirostris (great blue-spotted mudskipper) is the source of this 6114-nucleotide messenger RNA. RefSeq names its product adaptor protein, phosphotyrosine interaction, PH domain and leucine zipper containing 1 (gene appl1). Gene Ontology annotation, cellular component: endosome membrane; cytoplasm. The transcript is spliced from 21 exons. Gene Ontology annotation, biological process: signaling. The coding region runs from base 104 to 2218 and encodes 704 amino acids. Gene Ontology annotation, molecular function: protein binding. The record is from RefSeq and is a predicted model, not a curated record. Lineage: Eukaryota; Metazoa; Chordata; Actinopteri; Gobiiformes; Gobiidae.
GUGGGUCUGUUUUGGGUGUUGUGAUUUCCUGGGAGUUGUUGGUCCGAUUUGACCGAGGUUUUCUCUGUGUAUUAACGCCGUGUAGCGAGCCCUAGCCGCUGCCAUGCCCGGGAUAGAGAAGCUGCCGAUAGAGGAAACCCUGGAGGACAGUCCGCAGACUCGUUCUCUUCUGGGUGUUUUUGAAGAGGACACGGCUGCAAUCUCCAACUACUGCACUCAGCUGUACCAAGCCAUGCACCGGAUCUAUGACGCACAGAAUGAGCUCAGUGCAGCCACUCACCUGACGUCCAGACUGCUCAAAGAAUACGACAAACAGCGUUUUCCUCUAGGGGGCGAUGAUGAGGUGAUGAGCUCUACGCUGCAGCAGUUUGCUAAAGUCAUAGAUGAGCUGAGUUCAUGUCACGCUGUUUUAUCGACCCAACUCGCAGACGCCAUGAUGUUCCCCAUAACGCAGUUCAAAGAGAGAGACCUCAAAGAAAUUCUUACUCUGAAGGAGGUUUUCCAGAUUUCUAGUGAUGAUCAUGACAUGGCCAUAAACCGAUACAGCCGUUUGUCCAAGAGGAGGGACAAUGAUAAGGCUCGUGCGGAGGCUGUGGAGGACGUGUACACGGCUCGUAAAAAGCAGCAUCAGACGAUGAUGCACUACUUCUGCUCCUUAAACACUCUGCAGUACAAGAAGAAAACGGCUCUACUCGAACCUCUGCUCGGAUACAUGCAGGCCCAGAUCAGUUUCUUUAAGCUGGGCUCAGAAAACCUCACUCAGCAGUGGGAGGAAUUCCUGGGAACAAUCGGAGCCAGCGUCCAAAAUGUACGCAGAGAGAUGGAGGAGGAGGUGGGGCAGAUGCAGCAGACCAUACAGCAGAUGGAGAGAUCAUGUGACCCGCUGUAUGCGCCAUGUGACCCAGACCCCGCCCACUCCCCUGUGAGCCGCAACCUCACCCGGAAACAGGGAUACCUCUACAUACGCAAUAAAACGGGGCUGGUGUCGUCGUCAUGGGAACGGCAGUACUUCUUCACUCAGGGGGGAAACCUGAUGCAGCAGGGUCGUGGAGAGGUCGCCGGGGGGCUCGUCAUGGACCUGGACAACUGCUCCGUGAUGGCGGUGGAUUCGGACGACCGCCGCUUCUGCUUCCAGGUCACAGCAUUCGACGGGAAGAAAGCGGUGACGUUGCAGUCUGAGAGCAGAAAGGACUGUGAAGAGUGGAUCUCUACCAUCAACAACAUCUCCAGGAGGAUUUACCUGAGCGAGAACGCAGAGGAGCUGGCUGCGCGAGUGAACCAAACUGCUCUGGAGGCCGUGACCCCAUCUCCAUCAUUUCAGCAGAGACACGAGAGCAUGAGACCCAGUAGGGGUCGCCCCGCUCGUGCCAGCAGCAUCAGCUCAGUGGGGUCAGAGCCGUCUCCAGCUCUCUCUGUGCUCUCAUUAGACGCUUUGGUCGCCCCGGAUACCCCCAUCCAGUUCGACAUCAUCUCCCCGGUAACAGAGGAGAGCGGAGGAUCACAGCGGACCUCGGCUCAGAGCGGGGCGGGGAGGAGGAGCAACCCGUUUGGAGAGUCCGGAGACGGGGCCGGUGAAGACAGUGAAGACUCGAUCUUGCACCAGCUCUUCAUCGUGCGGUUCUUGGGUUCCAUGGAGGUGAGGACGGACUCCGCAGACGUGAUCUCUGAGACCAUGAGGCAGAUCCUCGCUGCUCGCGCCAUUCACAACAUCUUCAGAAUGACGGAGUCCCACCUGCUCGUCACCUGCGACUGCCUCAAACUCAUAGAUCCCCAAACCCAAGUGACUCGACUCAGGUUUCCGUUGUCUUCGGUGCUGCAGUGUCAGUCUCAUCAGGACAACAAGCGUCUGUUCGGCUUUGUGCUACAGACCAACAGAGACUCACGCUCCAUCUGUUACAUCUUUGAGUCCAACAACGACGGAGAGAAGAUUUGUGACAGUAUUGGGCUUGCCAAGCAGAUCGCCGUCCACUCAGAGAUGGAUCGAAAGGCGGUGGAGAAGAGGAAGGAAGAAGACAAGGCCAAAGAGAAGCAGCAGGAGGAGCUGAGCAAACAGAGGCAGAUCGAGAAGGACCUGGAGGAGCAGAGCCGUCUCAUCGCAGCCUCCAGCCGCCCCUCCACCACGCCCUCCUCCUCUGACGGACACGUCCUCGUUCUGGGCCAAUCAGAGAACGGCGAGGGAGCUCAGGGGGAGGGGCCAAAGCAGGAGUCAGAUGCAUAAAUAAACACUAUGACUCCUCUCGCCUGGGCUGCCCCGGGACAAAUGAACUAAGCGAACCCCCGUCGCUCUGUGGAGGUGACGGGAAAACAUGGCACAGAGUUUUAUCUAAAGACGCUGCUUUUUAUACUGUUUAACACUCAUGGACUUCAGUCAUUUCAGUCGAAAUAAAAGACCCAAUCUGGAGCGCGGAGAGGUUUUGAUUGGUCGACAGCCAUUAAGUCCCGCCCCCAGUGCCUAAAUAAGAACAAACAGGAAGUAAGAAACAGUUCUGUGGAGAGACAAAGUGCAUGUCCUGUAUCUGAAAACCCUCCCUCCAUCCAGAAUCUCAGAAAUAAGGGUGUUAAGUUUUGAGGGUUUUUUUUUUUUCACUGAUUGUAUUGGACUAAAAUGAGACUAAACCAGGACUGCAAAACCUUUCUGCUUGAGGGUCUGUCACCUGCUUGCUCCCAUCUAGAUGCUAUUGCUUUGCCUAAAAUGUCCCACAGUAUAGCAUUAAACUUGAAUAUCUGAAUGGAGACAAGCAGGUGAUGUCUGCCUUUUUAGCAAUAAAAACAUCUGUAAUUCAAUGCAUGAAAGAUAGGCCGUUUCAAUCUCAUGUUACGGAACAUUACAGCAUCUCCACCACAAAAGUUACAUAAUGCAGCUUUAAUAGAAACAUUAAAAAAUAUAAAAAAGCCACAAGUUUGCAUCAUAUCUCUUAGCUGAGAUACUGGAUUGCUUGGGUUUCAGAUUGAUGGAAAAUUCAUCGCCGUCGCCAUAGUAAUUAACAAUUCAAAACAUGAAGUGAUAUCUUUAGAAGGGAACUGAAACCCAUGAACAUUUUUCUGCAUUCUACUCCAUCUCUCCACAGAAGCCUUUUCCUGUCAAAUCUUUGUAUUGAUACUUUGCAGUGACCUCAUGUUGGGGGUGUUCUGCAUGUAUGUCUACGGCAGAAUGUUUAACAGGUGUUUCAUGUUCCACAAAAAAGUAAAUUUUAUGUGUUAGCAACUUGUUUAACCUCACAAAUAGCUCAUCCAUUGUAGUUCCAACUAAGACAGUUUGUUCUGGUCAGAUUGUGUUAAAAUAUAACUAAAAAGAUUAAGUCGAAUUUGAAUAACAGAGGAUGCGACAGAGCAGUGCCUCUAGUUAGCAUCACGUCCCCAGGGAAUGUUAAUGAAUCAGCUGCAAAGUAUUAAUUGUGGUAUAUUUAAGGUGCCAACUUCAUUUCAGAUCAGUGUUAGAGGCUCACAUUCUGCUCACGGGAGGAAACCUGGUCUAUCGCGCUGUUGUCGUGACCCCGCAUACAACAUUUACCGUAUUUUCCGGGCUAUUAGACGCGCUCUUAAGCCUCUAACUCCAUCAAAAAACGACAUCCAGAGCACCCCAUACACAAAUCCACUCAGGCAUCCCAGCACAACUUCGGUAAACUACAAAGCUGCACCACCUGCAGCGCAUGCAAACACACACGGAGCAGACAGCGACCGCGCGGCGACAAACACCCACAGCCACACUCAUCACUCCGCGCCUACGAGGAACGGAACGGAGGAACGAACCGAAAAAGCGAGUCCAAUGUGCCACUUCUAGACACAACUGAACAACUGAGUCACUGCGAACACGCCAACAAUCCAGAGGUCCCAGACAACACCCUCCCUACACGCCACAACUGAACAAAGCCCAGAGUCACCGUGAACGCCACAAACAAAGUCCCACUGAUCCAUCCAGCUGUUGUGUUUCGUUUAAAGUCCAGUGCAGUUUAUUUGUGAAAAAAGUUCAAAAAUAGACCAUUUAAUGAAGUGCGUUUUAUAAUCCAGAGUGUCUAAUAGUGCGGAAAAUACGGUAACUUUAAAGCUCCUACAUUAUGCAACAUCGCUAAUGAGUUUUAAGCAGUGUUAGAAUGUUUCCUCAUCACAAACAUACUUGAAGUUGUGUUUUGUUUUAUUCAUACACAAAAACUGCAGAUUUAUUCCAAGUUAGACUCUCAAACAUGGACGGAUUGGAACCAAAAAACGGCCCUGGACUUUCCUCCCACAAAUCUGUCUACCCCUGCUCUCAGACUGAAAACACUAUUCCAUCUUGUGACAUCAUGUGGUAAUACAGGAAGUGCUCCGCUGUGUUUUUAAACAUCACUAGAAUCAUUGGGAUUAUUUCAGACCUAUCAAAAGAUAGCAACUACCGCUUCAUGACAUCACAAGGUGGAACAGAGCAUGUAGACAGACUAAUAACAAACAGAUUACUCAAACAUUUGUAAAUGAAACAAAACACAACUCCAGGUCUGUUUUUGAGGAGGUAACAACAGGAUAAUAAUAUUUUUUUAAGCUCGCAGGAGUCAGUUUUGUGGAAUAUAGUGAGCAGAAUGUGUUUUUCUUAAAUUUGAAUUAUAUUUAACAAACAUUUAUUUAUAAACAUUAUAAACAUUUUUAUACGGUUUGAAUUCUGGACUAACAAAUAUAUUUUCCUUUUUAUCUUAAAGUGCAUGUGACAUUUUUCAUGUUUUUAAUCAUUACUUGGUUUGGUGGGAUACAAAAUAUAGAUCACAGUUUAACAUCAGUUAAAAGACAGUUUGUGUAAAGAAAGUUGAAAAGAAAAGUUCAAAAAUACAGGAAGAAGUGGGAAUACCUCAACCUAUGUUAACAACACGGAAAAUUACAUCCAAAAUGCAGCAACAAUUUCUGCACAUGGAAAGCGGGUUUCUCAGAGUUUAAACCUUCAUUCAACAAACUAAAUCAAAUAGUCAUUUAAGUGUAUUAGUUUAAUCAUAACUAUUGUUAACAUUAUAGUUUUUAGGUAGCACAGCUCUACAUAAGUCACAUCGGCUGCCUGUGUUCAACCAGGAAGUAAAAUGAUAAACUUCACCAAAGUAAAACAAAAAUAAAAACUAGCCGAGAUUUUUAGUGAAAUGUUCAAUUAUUAUGAUGUAAUGAACAACAGUAGCUCAGCUGGUAAGAGCGUUUGUUCAUUGAUCAGAAAGUUGGUGAUUCAAAUCCCGCUCCCACAGAUAAACGCUAUCGUUGUGUCCUUCGGCAAGACCCAUCUUGCCCCCAGUGUCUGCAUACAGUGGUGCAUGAAUGUUUGUGUGAAUGGGUGAGUGGUUCCUUGUUGUAAAGUGCUUUGAGUGCCUUGAAUGUGGAAAACGCUGUAUAAAAACGUGACCAGUUACCAAUUUAGUUUUAAUGAAAUGCAUCUAACCUGUCACAUGCACUUUAAAUCCUAAAAUGGACAAAGUGACUGCAAUGGGCACAUUACAAUAUCUGUCUUCUUCACAAAUGGAAAGAAUAACAAAGAGGUAAUCAAAAUAAUAAAACGAUUAAAUUAAAUAGAAAUUAAUACAUUAAAGGUGGACAGUACUUUUCAGCUUGUUUCCAUGGAGAUGUUUAUGUAUUAAAGACAAGAAGGUGGCACCACAAGACCACAAGUUACAGGUCAGAUCUGUGGAGAGACAAGUCCGCUCACUGUCAUAAUACCUACGUGUUUUUCAAGUUAUUUUUGAGCAAUAAAAUCACCUGUAGUGCAGUCAAUAUUAGAUCAGUGUAAUAAUAUACUGUGAACCAUUCCUGGCAAAACAAAAACAUCUCCAUGGAGACAAGCACAAAAGUUACAUAGUGCACGUUUAAUUGAAAUAAAUAGCAUUAAUUGAGUGAAAUCAAACAUCAGUCAAUUCAAAUAGAAUCUAUGUAAUAACUUGGAUUUGUUUUUGUAUUCAUUGACAUCUAUUGGAUUUAAAUGCAAUUCAUUUCUUUCUUUGGACUAAAUCUUUUGCUAAAUGAAUGAACUGUUACUGAGAUGGGGCUGAUUUUGGUGAAGGAUUUUUGUGUUUUGCGCACUUUAGAGAAAAAAGGCCAUGAUUAAACAGCUGUAAAUAUAAUUGUAUUGAUAUUAAUGAUGAUGGAGGUGGGGCUGUGAAUAAAUGACUAACUCCA